This is a messenger RNA of Penaeus monodon (black tiger shrimp), 1170 nucleotides long. RefSeq lists its product as uncharacterized. The record is from RefSeq and is a predicted model, not a curated record. The coding region runs from base 1 to 1170 and encodes 389 amino acids. Gene Ontology annotation, molecular function: nucleic acid binding; zinc ion binding. The transcript has 3 exons. NCBI's taxonomy places the organism in Eukaryota, Metazoa, Arthropoda, Malacostraca, Decapoda, Penaeidae.
AUGGUUCCAUUUAAUAUAAAUGAUUUCAUAUCUGAACCUUCUCUUGAUUUAUUGGUGAAUACUACUCUUAAAAAAGACGAUUGGAAGGCACUUGCUGGUCAUUAUACAAUUGAAAUUAGAGCUUGCAUGACAAAAGCAGUGAUUAAAAACCCCGAGGAAUUUUUCUUACAAUUUGAGAAGAUUGCAGAAAGCUUAGACUGGCCUGAAGAAAACUGGGCUGUGAUGAUCCAAACGGCUUUUACUGGACAAGCUAAGAGAGUGUUCACUAAUUUACCAAAAGAGAUAUGUAAAGAUUAUGAUGCUGUGAAAGAUAUAAUUCUUCAAGCUUAUGAUUUAGUCCCAGAAGCUUACAGACAGAAGUUUCGAAAUCUACGAAAAUUGGAGUCACAGACUUACGUAGAAUAUGCUGCUGAGAAAGAGAGGCUGUUACAACGCUGGUUGAGAUCUAGAAAUGUUCAGGCAUUCACUGAUUUAAAGAUAGACGCAAAACUCAAGAGUUAUCUUUGUGCUGGAAGGAAGUCAGGAGGUAGUGAAGAGUCAGGUGAUCAGGGUGCUAGGCCUAGUAAAAUUGUUAAAUCUGCUCAGUGGAAAAAUAAAAUAGGAGUAGACAAGAUUGAUUCUUUAGUAACUUGUUUCUAUUGCAAACAACGUGGCCAUGUAAUUGAUGUGUGCCCUAAAUUAGCUGCUAAAAAUGUCGCUAAGGGAGUGAUUUCGCUUACUGUUGAUUUAGUGGAAGAGACUGAUGUUAAUACCUCCAGUGAUGUUAAGUCUGAUAUUUUUGAGACGUUUAUUUUCACGGGAUCGGUUGCAAGUGACAUGUCCUCAGAUAAGAGUUACCCUGUUCGGAUUUUGAGGGAUACCGCUUCUUCCCAGAGUGUAUUAGUUAAGGCUUCUAUGCCUUUCGUGGAGAAUUCAUACACUGGGGAAUUCGUAGUCUUUCGGGGUUUUGGAGGGACAGUCACGCUCCCGUUAGCACGGAUAUUUUUGCGAUCAGACUUGGUUGAUAGAUAUAUCACAAUUGGAGUUCACGACUAUCCUCUACCUGUGAGCGGAGCAACUUUGUUAAUAGGGAAUGACGUAGCUGGUGGAUGCGUUGUACCUGACCCGACAGAAUCCCCACAGAAUCCCUCGAGAAUGAAUAUCCGUAUCUCUUUCCCUCGUGUGCAGUGA